AUGAACAGUGAACGCAAGCUCCGUGCGGCGUGCGACCGCUGCCACGAACUGAAGAACCGAUGCACUCGCACCUGUGGGCCCGAAGCUCGGUGCGACCGGUGUGAGAGACUCGACAUAGAUUGCGUAUACAACACCACGGCGCGCAUGGGUCGCCCACGACUGCCACGCCCAGUGUCUGAGAACCACAAGGGAGCCUCUUCCGAUGGCAAUAGCAAUGCGAGACACGCCAAACGACGGGCUGUCCAAGCCGAGACUCCACGUGGUACUACUGCAAUGCAGAUUCCUGUUGCUCGUGUUGAUCCGGCGUCUGCAGCUGCACCUGCACACAAUAGAUCUGGGGGUGCCAGUUCUGGCAACCCCGACAGUGUUGAGCCAGUGGUAGGGUUUCUAGAUCCCCUUCUCCUCCAAGAAGCAAUUCCUGGUGACAACCUGCACUGGGAUAUGAGGCUCUACUCCCCGGACUUUGCGCAUGUCGCCCAAGAUGACCCACAGCAUGGAUACCCUCACCAGAGAUGUCAGCAAAUGGAGAGCAUGCGACACGUGUCCAAAGGAACUUCCGUUUUAUCUGACUCUGGCCUGGGCGACUCCGAGCAAGAGACGGUCCCUUUUGUCAAGACGGCCGGUGCUCAGGAGCUCCUACGGUUGCAGUCUCACCUGAGCAACUUAUUAGCAUGCGCCAGCGGUCCUCACGCGGAGAACCAGCCGGCCCUUGACGAAGUCCUCGUUGCCUGUAAAGAUUUACUAGAGCUCCUUCCAGUCUCCGCAGCCCGUUGUCCAGAACCUGAUCUCCAAACCACAAGCAAUGGUGGGACUGGAACCGGCACAUCAUGUGCCCCGACCGGUGUGAAUCCUGAAGAACCCGAUGGCUGCCGUGGCAUCUGUGAAUCGACUCCAAAAGAAGGCAGACUAUUCGACCCGCUAGGGGUGAACUACAUUACUGUCCUACAAAUUGCAACAUCUUAUGCCUGCGUCCUGCAGGUGCUGGACCUCGCCGUGGAUAGUCUUAUGAAUCAGACCGGGAACUUGGGCCCCAUUAGCAUGGGUUCUUUUAACCUUCCCGCCCAGUCUGCCAUGAGUACAUCUGUUGGAGCUUAUAUGAUUUCUAGCAUGGUCCGUGAGCUGCGUGAUGCAAUAAGUCUUCUGAUGCCAGGAUACCAGCAACAGAACGGACCACCGCGCGUAGCAACACCACACAGUGGUUUGCGGCCGUCUUCCUCAGCAGGAAAUAGUUCAAUACAAGCUGCGGUGAACAUGAUUUCCGAGAAGGAGGCAUCACUACUCGAGAAAUUGGCGCAGGUUAUGGCCAAUCCAUAG
Messenger RNA from Aspergillus luchuensis, 1314 nucleotides. Its product is annotated as Zn(II)2Cys6 transcription factor domain-containing protein. Lineage: Eukaryota; Fungi; Ascomycota; Eurotiomycetes; Eurotiales; Aspergillaceae. The coding region runs from base 1 to 1314 and encodes 437 amino acids. The transcript is spliced from 2 exons. Gene Ontology annotation, molecular function: DNA-binding transcription factor activity, RNA polymerase II-specific; zinc ion binding. The record is from RefSeq and is a predicted model, not a curated record. Gene Ontology annotation, biological process: regulation of DNA-templated transcription.